Vanrija pseudolonga is the source of this 2139-nucleotide messenger RNA. RefSeq lists its product as uncharacterized. The record is from RefSeq and is a predicted model, not a curated record. Lineage: Eukaryota; Fungi; Basidiomycota; Tremellomycetes; Trichosporonales; Trichosporonaceae. The transcript is spliced from 2 exons. Bases 31 to 2058 code for a protein of 675 amino acids.
GUCAACACCCACACCACAUCACACCACGACAUGCUCGCACGGCGUAUCGCGGCUGGGCCAUCCCGCGCGCUCCUCACGCGCCUGGCAUCGACGGCUGCCGCAGAGGUCCAGCACGCCCAGCAGCCCCCAUCACCACCGCCUCCCCCAUCGUCGUCAACACCACGGGUCAAGCUCCGCGCUCCGCGGUUCACUGCCUCGCCAGAGAAGCUCGAGCGCCUCGUCGCCCUCGUCGAGCAGGGAACCGAGACGGCACUGGAACGCCGCCAGACGUUUGAGCUGUUCGACAACCUCACCCCCGCACAGAAGCAGAGCCUGCCGACUGCCCAGCUCCGGGCCAUCCUCCGCGCCGUCGUGCCCCGCUCCGACGAUGUGCGGCGCAUCGCCAACGACGGCCCGAAGCGCGAGCUCUUCGCGAUGAACCGCAAGCGGUCGAAACAGUGGGAGCCCCGUCUCCGCUCCAUCCUCUCCAUCCUCAUCGCCCGCAACGACGCAAGCCUCGGCGACUGGUUGUUCACCUUGCACUCCCUUGCGUCGCUCGGCGACGUGAAGGGCUGCGAGGCCCUGAUCGCUGAGAUGCCCGAGGAGCUCCGAAACCACCGUGCAGUCAGCCAGUACCGUCUCGGCGCCGUCGUCCAGUGGACCCGGAAGAUGAACUUUGAGCCCUCUGCUCACCCGAAGACUGGGCUCGUCGACCUCGCCCACAAUGCGUUCUGGGACAUCUUCCGGGGCAUCCAGCGCGAUGAGAUGGGGGUCAGGGGUAUUACUCUGCACCUGCUGCUCACUGCCACGAGUGAGAUGACCGGCCUGCUGGUGAAGCUUGGCAACCCGGAGGCGAUCGCUCGCUUCGACGACUUUAUGCGCUUCCUGCUGAAGGAGGGCUAUGGUAUCGACCUUGGCAACCUCGCUGCCAGUCUUCUGAGCCGCGACCCAUCCCGUCCUUAUGGUACCCUCUCGGCGCAGGGCCUCAAUGCCGUGUUGAAGCAGCUGGCGAUUCGCGGCACGGACCCCUACAGCCUCCUCCGCGCGUACGAGCUGUUGUCCACCGACACAAGAACUGGCGAGGUCCUCGAAACCACGAACGCCUACGGCAAUGAGGACGAGGACGACUUUGUGCCGGGUAUCAGCGGGCUCACGGCUGCCGAGGAAGCCGGUGACGGCCGCCAGAAGCGCGACUACUUUGGUGGACUUGGUGCCACGGCGUCUUUCUUCUCUCCAGCUUCACCAGAGGUCCCCGAGCUCGCCGAAGGAGAGACUGUCCCCCAGUACCGACGACACGUUCCAAACUUCUUCCCUCCGUCCACCUCACCCCGGGACAUUACCCCCGACACUUCUCGCGCCCUGCCCCCCAAGCCUCGAUACGACUCCAACAGCGUCCUUGUGCUUUUGGACGCCAUCCGUGCAUCGGGCAACUGGUCUCUCUUUGAAGGAGUGUUGAAGACGUCUGUGGUCGACGCUCAGCGAGCAAACGCAGAGUGGCUGGCCGCCUACCUUGCCUGCCCGCUCGAGAACCGCAAACAGCUCUUCAAGCCCAUGAGGGUGUCCCCUGAAUGGUUCCGCGCAGCCCUGGCAUACAGCAACAACGAGUUUGGAAGAGGGGCAGGGCGACUGGCGGGUUCGAUCCAGUACGCGCUCGAGUGGAUCGACCAGGAGAUUGAUGUGGUCAUUGCCACCGAGGCACGACUUGCCAAGGACGCCGCGACUACCGCAUCUGUCGAUGAGGCCGGCCGCACCGUCCUCCCCGUCCCCGACUUUGCGACAGACCCUCGGGCGAAGCAGCGCGCCGUGAACCGCGAAGUCUUCAUCGUAUCAGAUGCGCUCGAGACAUUGUACAACGACCGCGACGAGCUGCGGCAUCACCUGGCACGAGCGCUGCAGCUCCGCGGAAAGAGGAAAGAACGCGAGGCAGCGCGCCAGACUCGCGCGGCUGCGAAGCGAGCUCUCAAGGCUGCCCAGGAGGCCAAGGAGGAGGCGCGUUGGGCGGCCCAGGAGCGGGCAUCAUUGAUGGCGUCGGCGAAUAACGAUCUGGCGUUUAUUGGGGCUGCUGGUGUGAGCAAGUAGACGAGAGCAUGGCUAGCAUAGCAUGGGGAGGCGAGUAGACGCAUUUGCAUUAGCAUUGGGUAUGGUAGAUGCAUAGACUGC